This is a messenger RNA of Cloeon dipterum, 3719 nucleotides long. It is a transcript of the gene Lmpt, whose product is annotated as Limpet. The coding region runs from base 193 to 1875 and encodes 560 amino acids. The record is from RefSeq and is a predicted model, not a curated record. Gene Ontology annotation, cellular component: nucleus; Z disc. Gene Ontology annotation, molecular function: zinc ion binding; transcription coregulator activity. Lineage: Eukaryota; Metazoa; Arthropoda; Insecta; Ephemeroptera; Baetidae. The transcript is spliced from 11 exons.
CAGAACGGGGUUGUAAUAAAAGAAGUGGAUGUGGGUCAGCCGUGUUUGUCCUGUAAAUGCGCCGGCUUUACAUAUCACUCUUGGAGAAUGCUGGCCGGUCGGACGUUAAAGGGUUUGCAGCCGAGCUCACUCGAGUCGCUAGCGUUGAUAUUGCAGGAUGCGCCAUAAAAGGGUGGGUCAACCACAGUACGCAUGCAUAACAUGCAAGGUAGCAAGUGCACUGGAACCGACAUAAGCCCACUUUCGACCUCACUUAUACCAUGGCCUGGUAUGCGUCUGAGUUGCAUUCGAAUCUUGGAACUCUACUGUAAGGUUUUCAACCAGAUCGAACUCUAUGACCUGAUAAUUAGGAAAUCUUGCAGCACGUGCAAGUGCCCAAGAGAAUCUCACGAUGUGUUCCACGAAGAGUGGGUCAACGUAAAGGACCGCAUUGGAUGCAAAGUGCACUUGAACUCGGACCUCAAACUCAGCACAAGGGAGCAAAGCAUCAGCCAAGGAUACUCCUGGAUUCCUGGUGGUCUCACACCUAAUUAUGUUCAAAAAUACUUCAGCACAUUGCCAGCGUCGAAAGUCCCGAAAUUGGGAACCCCCGGCGAGCGGUACCGGGACCGGCAGCUGCUGCUGCAGUUGCCCAAACAGGAUCUCGCGUUGGCGUACUGCAAACACGUCGACUCGGUGCACCACGCCUCCUAUGAAGACUUUGUUACUGCGCGAAAUGAAAUUGCCCUGGACAUAGGAUACAUCAAAGUCAACCCUAGCAAUGCUGUGAAAUGCCAGAGGUGCAAAGGAGCGAUCGGAGGCGGAGACAUCGGCGUGGUGGCGCCGAAAUUCGGCGACGAUGUCAUGUGGCACCCAGCCUGUUUUUCCUGUGAUUCAUGUUCCGAGUUGCUUGUGGAUUUAACUUAUUGUGUGCAUGAUGAAGAACUGUACUGUGAGCGACACUACGCGGAACAGCUGAAGCCGCGCUGUGCAGCCUGUGAUGAGUUAAUUUUUAGUGGCGAGUACACAAAGGCGAUGAACAAGGACUGGCAUUCCAGCCACUUCUGCUGCUGGCAGUGUGAUGAGUCCCUCACCGGGCACCGCUACGUCCUUAGGGACGACCACCCUUACUGCAUCUCGUGCUACGAGUCCGUCUUCGCCAACCAGUGCGAGGAGUGCAACAAGAUCAUUGGCAUUGACUCUAAGGAUUUGUCGUACAAAGACAAGCACUGGCACGAGGCCUGCUUCCUGUGCAGCAAAUGCAGGGUGUCGUUGGUCGACAAGCAGUUCGGCGCCAAGGCCGACAAAAUCUACUGCGGCAAUUGCUACGACACGCAGUUCGCGUCCCGCUGCGAUGGAUGCGGCGAAAUCUUCCGAGCAGGUACAAAGAAGAUGGAAUACAAGACCCGUCAGUGGCACGAGAAGUGUUUCUGCUGUUGCGUGUGCAGUACUCCGAUCGGCACCAAGUCUUUCAUCCCGCGCGAGCAGGAGAUUUACUGUGCUGGCUGCUAUGAGGACAAGUUCGCCACUCGCUGCACCAAGUGCAACAAGAUCAUUACCACCGGAGGUGUGACCUACAAGAACGAGCCGUGGCACCGUGAGUGCUUCACCUGCACCCACUGCAACACCUCGCUGGCUGGACAGCGCUUCACCUCCCGUGACGAGAAACCCUACUGCGCCGAGUGCUUUGGAGAACUGUUUGCCAAGCGCUGCACGUCGUGCAGCAAGCCUAUCACUGGAAUUGGUGGAACGAGGUUUAUCUCGUUUGAAGAUCGCCACUGGCACAACGAUUGCUUUGUGUGCGCCACUUGCAAGUCGUCGUUGGUGGGUCGCGGAUUCAUCACCGACGGUGACGAUAUUAUUUGCCCAGAAUGCGCUAAGCAAAAGCUGAUGUAAGUCUCCAGAAACGUGCCUAAGCCAUCUCUGUUGCCUUAAAAAAGUUAUAAAGAAAAUCAAUUAAUGUCUAAGGCAGUAUUUUUGAAGCAGAUCAAGGAAUGAUCAAUCAUCAUAUCCCCGCCUCCAUCGUUCUAAAAUGAACUAACGGUAACAGGCUUUUUUUCUCGUCUGCAAGAUUUGAAUAACUCCGCCACCGUAAAAGUAUUAUUUUCCAUCUCAAUCUUUCGUUUUUGUUUUAUAUAUCUUUUAAUUUCUUUUCCACGAAAAUCUUGUUUUUUGUACUUUUUGCAUAAAUGGAAAUAAUUGCAUUGCAUUUUGACCGGCCCGGAUUUGUAUAUUAUCACUCUCUUGUGGACCAUUUGCGCGUGACUAAAACUGUUGUGACAUUUUUAACCAAGUCAAUUGUUGUUAGAGAUAAGCCGGAAAAGUCAAAAGUCGUCUGCCUGAUGGUCUCGCAUUUUAAAUUUCGACUUCGCUCGGCAUCUGGGCCGCAUUUUCAUCCUUUUUUAAAAAAAAUAAUAUUUUAACUAACGAUCAACAUGUAACUAUACUCUUCCCUAAAAGAAGGAAUCAAAUCAGAGGUACUUAAAUACUGAAAUAACAACUUCUCUACCCUAAUAGAUCACACGCGCGUAGAUUUGUUACUCGAUAGGUGAUAGUGGAUGCUAAUCAACGUAAAAAUAUCAAUUUUGAGAUCAAUUAUUUAUGAGGUUGCCCGUGAGCUGAGAGGGCACCUUAAACGCUAAAAUGUGUAUUCCUGCUAUAGAGUUAUAACUAUAUAUUUAUCAGACAAAUUGUCGUCGCAUGUACUUACACUAAUUUAACUUGUCAAUGUGGCCUUCAAAGACGAUAAUCACUAUGAGAAAGAGAUAAUAUAUUGAGGAAAACUAAAGUGCUGAAAACGCAUAACUAUAUAAUAUAUAUACCUAAUAUAUAUAUUUGCAAAGAAGUUAUUGUUAGGGAGGAAAUUUUGACGUUCUUACACGAAUAUACAACAUCUGUGGUCAAACUCAGUCUCAUCAACUGGCGGACAACAAUAUUUUGGUUGCCUUACUUAAUUUUAACAAAUAAAAAUCCUCUUCCUAAUAUAGUGAACAAAGUGUUGUUGUGACCGAGAGGCGAGGAAUCUCUUCUACUCGCUUAGAAACUAGCAAUCUAGAUAAGAAACACGUACUAAUCAAGUGAGUAUUUUAUUGUUUUCUUUUCGACAUAUUUUAUAGUUCGUUAACAUCCGUUUUAUUAUUAUCAUUUACGUAUCUUAAUUUUACGAGAGAAAGAACCUUACCUUUUACAAUGCCUUUCCGCAAAACACUUGAAGAGUGCAAUGUCCUUAAUAGCCCUUUAGUCUUUGAGCGGGAACGCGCUACUCUCUACGUAGGAAAUAUUAAUUACAACCAAGGAAUAUAUCCAAUCAGUAUUGUCUGUUGCUUUCGGUGUCUUAUCAAACAAACCAAUUCUACAUUAUGUACUUGUGCCUUUUAAUUUUUAUUCGGGGAUUUUAAUAAUACAAUUAUACACAUACACACACACACACCCAUCUAUACUUUUGAUUGUGAACACACGCAAACACGUGUGCUACUCUAAUCCUGAUGAAUGGACUGUUGUAAAAGCGAAAACCGUCAAAGAGAGGAAACUAUUCUAUAUAAUUACAUAAAUAUAUAUGCGAACGCCUAUAAUUUGUGGAUGAAAAAUACAAUCCGAGCGAAACAAUGUAUAUUUAUUGCCUGUGCUGUAAUUUAGCAACAAGUCAGAGCAAGUAGUGGGUAAUUUGCGGCCUUGUAUAUCAUAUUCUAGAACACGAAGGACACGAAUAAAAUUAUUAAAACAUGUGCAUAACUAGAAUA